Molecule: messenger RNA, 3390 nt
Organism: Silurus meridionalis
Lineage: Eukaryota; Metazoa; Chordata; Actinopteri; Siluriformes; Siluridae
Gene: rapgef3
Product: Rap guanine nucleotide exchange factor (GEF) 3
Exons: 29
Coding region: 261-2993 (910 amino acids)
Biological process (GO): Ras protein signal transduction; positive regulation of GTPase activity
Cellular component (GO): plasma membrane
Molecular function (GO): guanyl-nucleotide exchange factor activity
Source: RefSeq, a predicted model, not a curated record
AAGCAGAUGCAUUCUCUGAAAGUCUAUUGAGCAGCAAGUAGAGAGCAAACAGGCAAAACAGAGACAAGGAGAUGAAUAGGAGCCCUUAAUUAAAGGGAACAAAAGAAAAUGUAGUGCUGAUACACAUGUACCUGAAAGAGAUGCAUCAACCUAGAAGGAACCUGGAAGGGAAAAUUCUCUGAGAGAUUCCAGUCUGAAAAUACAUCCUCGGCAGGGCCAGAGAGGGGAGCAACGCCCUUCACAAAGAAAGAACGAGAGCAAUGAAUAUUACAAAGGAAGGGGAAGGAGUGAUGUCCUCAGCAGAAGAGUUAGGCAGAGUGAUACCUUUGGCCAACCAAGGCAGUAAAGUGACAGCCAAAGUGGAGCAAGGAGUUUUCUGCCAUGCAUCCUUUGAAGGCAUGUCUUCUGAGGAUGCAUUUAUAAUGCCUGCACUAGCACAAUUCAGGAGGACAUCAACUGACAAGACACCUCUGCCUGAGGCCUUGGACACACAAGAUUCUAUGAAGCAGUUUUUGUCUGAUCGGAUCUUAAAGGCAGCUCGAGUGGUGUAUAGUGCACUGAUGGAGAGGAACCCAGGUUUAAUCAGAGACAGGAAACAUCACCUAAAAACCUACAGACAGUGUUGCAGUGGGAAGGAGCUUGUUGACUGGCUAAUGAAGUUGAAUGACUGUUCCCAGUCCCGUAGUCAAGCAGUUGGCAUGUGGCAGGUGUUAGUGGAUGAGGGCAUUAUUGUAAAUGUGAAGCAAGAGUUGAACUUCCAUGACAAAGACACACAGUUUUACCGAUUUAUGGAGACAGAGUUUGAUCUGAAUAAAUCAACCAGUGAAAAGGACUCAAAAGAAGAUGAGCUUCAAGAAGGUCUAUCGCUCCUGGUCCAGAUGGGCCCGGAUGCUCUUCUGAAUAUGAAACUCCGCAAAUGUCCUAGUCAAAGGUCAGCUGAGGAUGUGGACGUCAUCUACGAGGAGCUUCUGCAUGUCAAAGCUGUCGCUCAUUUAUCUACUUCUGUGCGCAAAGAACUGGCCGCAGUGCUUGUAUUUGAGUCCUAUGCCAAGGCAGGCACAGUAUUGUUCAGCCAAGGAGACAAAGGCACAUCCUGGUACAUCAUCUGGAAGGGGUCUGUUAAUGUUAUCACACAUGGCAAGGGCUUGGUUACCACCCUGCAUGAAGGAGACGACUUUGGCCAACUUGCUUUGGUGAACGAUGCUCCUCGAGCUGCCACCAUCAUACUGCGGGAAGACAACUGUCAAUUUCUCAGAGUAGACAAGCAAGAUUUUAUUCGAAUACUCAAGGAUGUGGAGGCAAAUACAGUGCGUUUGGAAGAACAUGGAAAAGUUGUCCUUGUCCUUGAGAAAAGCUCAGGCCAAGAGGCACUUCAUCAAGGAGGAAACAGCAACAAGUAUACAGUGAUGUCAGGAACACCAGAGAAGAUUCUUGAACAUGUCCUGGAGACAAUAAAACUGGAUACCAAUGGUUAUGAUCCCAUAGACCCAUGUGUUAGUGACUUUCUUCUCACACAUCAAGUAUUCAUGCCCUCUGCACAGCUCUGUGCUGCAAUUCAGCAUCACUACCACACUGAGUCUUCUGAAGGCUCUGAACUGGAAAAAGCGGCUUAUGCUCUUAACACCAAGCAGAAAAUUGUGAAACUGGCGAGCAUGUGGGUUGCAGUCUGCUGCUCACAGCUGAAGGAAGACCCUGUGGCCUUCCACUUCCUGGAGAAACUGAAAGAAGAGGUGAUGGAUGACACAAGACUCUCACGCAUGCUCAAAGAACAGCUGAGGGAUAGAAGAAAACCAAGAGUGUCAGAGAACGGAUGCCAAACACUUAUGAAGUCGAAUCAAAAAUUUGAUUGGUUUGCAACUUACGAGGAGCCUUUUGGGAAGUGCCAUCCAAUCAGAGCUCAAGACAAAGUCUUGUAUGAAAUUUUCACACCCAAGCAAAAUGCUGUGACAUUGAUGCUGCCUGUGAACUGCUCAGUGCAGGACAUUAUGGAUGCUAUGGUGAACCCAGGUGAAGACCAUGUGGUGGUCAAAAUGAACUCUUCAGGAGAGAGAGUUCAACUCAAGCUGGAAGCUACAGCUGUUUUCACGUCUCUGGGGUUGAACGAGAGGCUUUUCUUGUGCACAGCAUCUCAAGUGGAGCAGCUGACCCCACUGAAAGAGCAGCUUGGUCCAGAACAGAGCACUUUUGAUUUCCUUGAGCAGAUAUGCUCUAAGGACAUUGCUAGCCACAUCACCAACUAUGACUGGGAACUAUUCAUGGCCAUGCAUGAGGCAGAGCUUGUGUACUACGUAUUUGGGAAGAACAAAUUCCCAAGUGCCACCACAGCUAAUCUGGAGCGAUUUGUGCGAAAUUUCAACAAAGUGCAGUAUUGGGUGGUGACUGAACUCUGCUUGUGUGAGGACCUAAUGAAGAGAUCAAUGCUGCUCAAGAAGUUCAUUAAAAUAGCAAUUGUGUUGAAGGAGCAGAAAAACCUGAACUCAUUCUUUGCAGUGAUGUUUGGCCUGAGUAACAGUGCAGUGCAGAGGCUCUAUAAAACAUGGGAGAGAUUGCCAAGCAAAACCAGAAGGUUCUACUGUGCUUACGAGAGGUUACUGGAUCCAUCCCACAAUCACCGAGCAUAUAGACUAGCUGUGGCCAAACUCAACCCACCAUACAUUCCCUUCAUGCCUCUGCUAUUAAAAGACAUGACGUUCAUCCAUGAGGGCAACAGGAAUUUCACAGAAAAUCUGGUUAACUUUGAGAAAAUGCGAAUGAUUGCCAAGACAUUGAAGAUAGUUCGGGAUUGUAGAAGCCAGCCUUAUGUGCCUUCAUCCCCCCAAAAGGGAUUCACAGAAAGAAUGUUCCUGGAGUCUCCUGCUAUACGAGUAUCUACAUAUUCCGAGCAGUCGCUGAAUUUACGUAGCAUCACCAGCAUUAGCCACUACAUCCAGAACCUUACAGUCAUUGAUAAUCAAAAGAAACUGACGCAGCUUUCCAGAGCCAUAGAGCAUUAAAUGUUGACAAACACAUGCUGUUCUUUUUAAAUAUCCAGCUCCAUAUUAAAGGAGGAAAUCACAGCCAGUUUUAGAAUGUAGAGGAAUCCAUGAUGACCUGAACUGGGAUUGAUGGUUGGAGAUGACUCUUUAUAAAUGCAUUCUCAUAUUAAUGCAUCAAUGCAGAAAGGCCCUAUAAAGCCUUAAAUGUAAUACCCUCUUUGAACAGCUGUACUCCUUUGUAUAAUGUGUAUGACUGCACUUGUAAACUUUUGUAUAAAUGUUAAGUUCAUUGAAAGAAGAAAUGGGAGACCAAUAGAUGGUACAAGAGUUGUCAAUUACUAGCCUAUUUCAGAUACAUUUCAAAUAAAAUGUCUACAUUAUAUUUUUGCUAAAUAAAUUAUAAAAAUUCUGUUUA